Messenger RNA from Closterium sp. Naga37s-1, 2913 nucleotides. The record is from the annotation of a GenBank genome assembly. Lineage: Eukaryota; Viridiplantae; Streptophyta; Zygnematophyceae; Desmidiales; Closteriaceae.
AUGGGCGUCCCGGGUGUCGGCACAGCCCGGUUCAACCGGGGUGGUGGCGGAAUGGCAGGGAGGGGUGGCAUCAACGCUCCCAAUGCUCAGGUCUUUGGGCGAACCUUUAGAGGAGGGGCCGGCAGCACGGGAGUUCAAGGGGCCUCGGAAAGUGAUUCGUCCGGGGAUGAUGCUCCCGGUUUUGCAGGGGGUGGAGUACGUGCACGGGGCACGCCAGGCACGGGUGCUUUCCAGUUCGGGGGGGCUGGUUUGGGUGUCGGAAGUGGGACAGGUUUCGGGAUGUUUGGGCCAAGUGGCAGCAGAGGCUUUGCAAAUGGCAGGAGGGAAGGGGUAUCAGGGGCUACUGCAACGCGAACACGAUUCGGCAUGGAGAGUGGACAUGGUGUCGGUGGUAGUCGAAGCGCGCAUGGUGGAGGUGUUGAUCGCGCGUCUGCGGGGGGUGGGAUGCCAGAUUCUAGCGGACAGGUCGAUGGGGAGGACGAUCUAGGACGCACCUGGGGUCACGGUUCGGGCACCGGCGGAUUUGGGUUGGGAACGCAGGAGAGUACGGCUGGAGUGGGAGGGGUGGGCGUGGGUGCGGGGACUGCUCAGGGGAUGGGCGGCUUUGGCCUGGGGUUGGGAUCUGGGGCAGGAGUGGGAGGGGUUGGCGUGACUGCAGGGAGUGCGGCCAGGUUUGAUGGUGUUGGCCGAGGGGUGGGAUCUGGAGGAGUGGGAGGGGUGGGCGUGGGUGCGGGGACUGCUCAGGGGAUGGGCAGCUUUGGCCUGGGGUCGGGAUCUGGGGCAGGAGUGGGAGGGGUUGGCGUGACUGCAGGAAGUGCGGCCAGGUUUGCUGGUGUUGGCCGUGGGGUGGGAUCUGGAGGAGUGGGAGGGGUGGGCGUGGGUGCGGGGACUGCUCACGGGAUGGGCGGCUUUGGCCUGGGGUUGGGAUCUGGGGCAGAAGUGGGAGGGGUUGGCGUGACUGCAGGGAGUGCGGCCAGGUUUGCUGGUGUUGGCCGAGGGGUGGGAUCUGGAGGAGGAGUGGGAGGGGUGGGCGUGGGUGCGGGGACUGCUCAGGGGAUGGGCAGCUUUGGCCUGGGGUUGGGAUCUGGGGCAGGAGUGGGAGGGGUGGGCGUGUGUGCGGGGACUGCUCAGCGGAUGGGCGGCUUUGGCCUGGGGUUGGGAUCUGGGGCAGGAGUGGGAGGGGUGGGCGUGGGUGCAGGGAGUGCGGCCAGGUUUGCUGGUGUUGGCCGUGGGGUGGCAUCUGGAGGAGUGGGAGGGGUGGGUGUGGGUGCGGGGACUGCUCACGGGAUGGGCGGCUUUGGCCUGGGGUUGGGAUCUGGGGCAGAAGUGGGAGGGGUUGGCGUGACUGCAGGGAGUGCGGCCAGGUUUGCUGGUGUUGGCCGAGGGGUGGGAUCUGGAGGAGGAGUGGGAGGGGUGGGCGUGGGUGCGGGGACUGCUCAGGGGAUGGGCGGCUUUGGCCUGGGGUUGGGAUCUGGGGCAGGAGUGGGAGGGGUGGGAGUGGGUGCGGGGACUGCUCAGGGGAUGGGCAGCUUUGGCCUGGGGUUGGGAUCUGGGGCAGGAGUGGGAGGGGUGGGCGUGGGUGCAGGGAGUGCGGCCAGGUUUGCUGGUGUUGGCCGUGGGGUGGCAUCUGGAGGAGUGGGAGGGGUGGGUGUGGGUGCGGGGACUGCUCACGGGAUGAGCGGCUUUGGCCUGGGGUUGGGAUCUGGGGCAGGAGUGGGAGGGGUUGGUAUGCGGGUGGGAACUUCAGAAGGCGGCGUGACACGUAUUGGAACGGGACAGGAUGGAGUCGGGAUGGGGCCUGGAGCAGGGUUGGGUGGUGAGUGGUUGGGAGUGGGAACAACAUCAGGGACUGGGCAUGGUGGAACGGGAAUGAGUUCUGGAGCCGGGGUGGGAGGGGUAGGGUUGGGGAUGAGCUCUGGAGCAGGGUUAGGGGGUGUAGGCAUGGGGCCAGGUUUCACCGGUGGCAUAGGGAGUGACUUUCGUUAUGGCAGCGUGGGCAUGGGCCUGGGAAGCGGGCAACGCGAACAUCGCGGGGGUGUCGGAGAAGGUGGUGGUGGUGGAUCACCUAUUGGAGGUGUGCCACUGAAUGGAGGAAUUCCCGUCGCGCCGGGUGCCGCAAGAGGGGGUGGACCGUUCAACUUGGGCGCAAUUUACAGCGAGGCACGAGAGGGUUACAGGGCCGACACUAUCAUUAACGAAAUCCUUGCACUCCCAUGGCCGGAUACGGGGCCGCAUGGCGACGCCCUCCAUGCUGGUGAGGAAGAACCGGGUUACGAGGAUGACGAGGACGUGCCCGGGGAAGGUGCUCCAGGAGCGGGUGACGGGAGGGACGACGAGGAGGGGGGCAUUCAUGUGCAGACCGGGAUCGGGAUAGGAGCAGGGGGUGGUGCUGGGAGAGGUGCUGGGCGUGGUGGAGGGCAAGGAGUUGGAACUGGUGCUGGGCAUGGAGCUGGGAGAUUUGAUGAACCCGGAGCUGAUACAGGUGCCGGGACUACGGAGGGGCUUGGUGAUGGUAGAGGAGCUGGGCGGGGUGCUGGGAGAGGUGGUGGGAGAGGUGGUGGUAGAGGUGGUGGGAGAGGUGGUGGGAGAGGUGGUGGAAGAGGUGGUGGGAGAGGUGGUGGGAGAGGUGGUGGGAGAGGUGGUGGGAGAGGUGGUGGGAGAGGUGGUGGAAGAGGUGGUGGGAGAGGUGGUGGGAGAGGUGGUGGGAGAGGUGGUGGGAGAGGUGCUGCUGGACGGGCUGGGAGUGGUGCUGCUGGGAGUGGACCUGCUGGGAGUGGUGCAGCUGGGAGUGGUGCUGCUGGGAGUGGACCUGCUGGGAGUGGUGCUGCUGGGAGUGGUGCUGCUGGGAGUGGUGCAGCUGGGAGUGGUGCAGGUGGGAUUGGUGCUGCUGCGAGUGCCGCGGGAAUAGUUUAA